Messenger RNA from Cheilinus undulatus (humphead wrasse), 957 nucleotides. RefSeq names its product odorant receptor 131-2-like. Gene Ontology annotation, cellular component: membrane. Gene Ontology annotation, molecular function: G protein-coupled receptor activity. Gene Ontology annotation, biological process: G protein-coupled receptor signaling pathway. Bases 1 to 957 code for a protein of 318 amino acids. The transcript has a single exon. The record is from RefSeq and is a predicted model, not a curated record. NCBI's taxonomy places the organism in Eukaryota, Metazoa, Chordata, Actinopteri, Labriformes, Labridae.
AUGUGGUAUUUAAACGUGUCUUUGACCAACAUCACUGCUGAGCAGCAGUAUCAGGGUCUGCUGGAGAGGCUGCUCUUCUCCAUCCUCACCACCGUACCAUGCUGUGUGUUUCUCUUCAUUAACUUCACCAUGUUAUUCAUCCUCAGGAGUAAAGAGAUGUUCUGUGAAACUGCCCGCUACGUUCUCCUCUAUAACCUCCUCUUUGCAGACACGGUUAUGCUCGCUCUGAGUCAGCUGAUGUACUUGAUCACUGCCAGUCGAUUGAGGCUGACAUAUCCUGUAUGUGGUGUUCUCAUCAUGCUGGCUGAUCUGACUAAAGAGAUCUCUCCUCUCACUCUGGUAGUGAUGUCUCUGGAGAGGUAUGUAGCUGUGUGCUACCCACUGAGGCACGCUACCAUCACCACCAUCAGAAACACAGGCAUGGUGAUCAUCAUGAUCUGGGUCUUCAGCUCUCUAAAUGUGCUCAUUAGAGUUAUUUUGAUCCUGCAGUUUCCCUUUGAAGACCUAGACAGCCUGCAGAUGGGGUACCUAUGCAGUGCUCGUGUAAUGUUGCUUGUCCCCAUGUCUGAUCAUUAUGACAAAGCCUACACUUGUGUUGUGUUUGUAUCAGCUGGUGUUGCAAUCACUUCCUCUUAUAUCGGUGUGAUGAUAGCAGCCAGGUCGGCCACCACGGACAAAGCUUCAGCUCAAAAGACUCGUACCACGCUGCUGCUGCAUUUCAUCCAGCUGAUCCUCAGUCUUUCCUCAACUGUACAAAAUCCCCUGCUCAUAGCAGUCUCAAGAGUUGUCACAAGGAUCGUCAUUGUUCGUAUUCAGAUUAUUUUUUAUGUGUGUGUUUUUAUUUUCCCCAGAUGUCUGAGCUCUCUGAUUUAUGGCAUCAGAGACCAGACCAUCAGACCCCUCCUCACGUACUAUCUCUGCUGUCGACUAAAAGCCAAUCACGUCAGCCAAGGCUGA